UCGUCUACGCCGUAGAUAGCUACGAGAAUUUCGUAGAAUGUUAUACGCGUGUCUUUAUUUUUUCAAGUGACUUUAAAGUGUCGCCAUGGAUUGGAAAGGAUAUGUAGUAAUAUUAACGCUGUUUACUGCGGUUUUGGGAAAUCCAGCUAAAAUUGAUUCAAAAAGAGAUCACUGCAACAAGACUGUGGAGGUGUAUGAAGAUGUGUCGUCUCCACCGGUGUCUGCAGACAACUUUGGGCGACCGCUCACUUGCACUUACAGGUUUCGAGCUUUUCGAGGUUCGCCGAAGGAUUGGAUAUUGAGAAUAAGAUUUAAAAAGUUCAAGGUCGGCAACCUCAUUAAUGGAACCACAUGUCAUAAAGGAUACAUGCAGAUAGUUGACGGUAAUGCUAAAACGGACGUGUCCAACAGAAAGGAACCAGGCCUGUUUUGUGGAGAAAUUGAACAACCGCAGACCUUUAUAUCGGAGACUAACUUUGUCAAAAUCGUAUUCCACGCUGACAAUUUCACCGAUCAAACGUAUUUUAGUUUUGAUUCGAGAGCGGAGCAGCAAUUUGAGGUUUAUCUUCGUUACGGCCAGCAUCCCGAACUGUAUCCAAAUAGACGCGGUGAAGUUGUUGCUGGGUCAUAUUGUGAACGAGUUUUUCGAGAUUGUCGUCUUCAGACAUGCUACGUGCAAUCCGCGGCGUAUCCCGGCGUGUAUCCCAGAAAUCUACAUUGCAGGUACCACUUGAAUACUCGUCUACCGUACAUAAAAUUGUACAUUGAAAAUGAGGAAUUCAACAUAGACGGACAGCGAUGCGAGAAUAUAAUGACGUGCCCCAUGAGGCCAAUUACUUCAGGUUCAGAAAAUUGCCCAUACGAUUAUAUCAAGAUUUACGACGGUAAAGACGAAUCAGCAUCGGUGAUCGGAACUUUCUGCGGAAUGGGAAAGUUCCCCUACUCCAUUAUCGGCACAUCCCAGGAUCUAUUCGUGGAAUUUGUUAGCUCUCCUGCAGGUCCCCUCCUUAACACUGGAUUUCAUUUCAACGUCGGGAACUGGCCAGGUCAUGUAGAAGCACCUGGAUCCAAGAUCGGGAGCUGCGAUUGGCUUCUUACAGCCGAAUCCUUAAAGAAAUCUGGUGAUACGGAAGGAAUCUUUCUCUCAGUGGCCCAUUGGUACCCUCCCCAUACAUCAUGCACUUAUCUCAUGCAAGGUUUCCCUGGACAAGUAGUUAGACUUUAUUUUCCAAGCUUCCGGAUUAAUCGUAUAGAAUCACCAAUAGUACCAUGGACCGGAGACUGCGGAGAAUCCCUCACUCUGUAUGACGCUCCUAGACCCGAUGACGCGAAGAUUAUCAAAACAUUCUGCGACACUUUUAGCAGACCAAUGGAGAAACAUGAUUUUGUAUCCACCGGCAACGCAAUGUUUGUGAGAUUUGAAAGUAAAACUGGAAGUUAUAGUGGGUCAUCUCUUUACUACUGGGCGCAUUACGACUUCUUUAACAACACACGUUUUGGGGAACCUGUUCAAGGAACAGCCUGUGAUGAGGUCAUAGCUUCUUGGAAACAAAGAGCAGGCAGAAUCAGAUCACCUCUCAAUACUUUAGUGUAUAAACAGGCCCCACCUGGCGAAGAUGUUCAUUGUUUAUAUAGAUUCGUGACCGACAAGAGAAUUUACGCUCGGGUUAUACUUACUAUACUCAGCGUUAAUUUCAAGGAACAUCCAUAUACUCCUGUUUCAUGUCAAAACUGUUAUGAAGAUAGGGCGGACAAGCUUAUUAUUUGGGAGCCAUUUCCGACUGGUAAAAGUGCGAACACAACAAUGGGAAUUACUACAACACCGUUACCAUUACAUUUAGCUGUACAGAGAUCAAUCGGAUCUUGCUUAUGCGCCAAACAUGCCAAUUCUGUAUCUAGGGUUAGACCAUACAGAAUAGUAUCAUCGGGAGAGACAUUAAACCUUCAACUAAUAGUUGAUAAUGCCCAUGCAGCUGCUUCUUAUUUCAAAAAUCCUUCACCCCUUUUUGAAGCAAGAUAUGAAUUUGUUCACGGACCUUUGUGCGGCCCACCAGUGUUGGCUGCAGCAUCAGAUGGAGAGAUUGUGUAUCCGCACUUAGAAGCUUUAGGUUAUACAGAACCUCCAAAAAGAAUUCAAUGCAUUUGGGAUCUUGAAAUAGAAGAAAAGAGAGAUAUAUGGCUGCACUUUGACAGUAUUAAAUUUGCAUCACGUCAUUGCGAUGAUGGAAAUAUACAAAUUUAUUUACCAGGUCGUGUGGAGUCUUACUUAUCAAUUUGUGGAGAAAAUGUAUCUUUGGCUCGUGAAUUGCCAAUUUUAUCAGCCGGUGAACUAGGAUUUGAAUCAUUAGAUGAUCCAUUGGUUAUGGAAAAAGAAAAAACAAGAUCAAUAAGAAUUGUUUUUAUUGGUAGUGCAUCACCAGCACGUGCAUCGUUUAAAAUUGCUUGGACAGGACUGUUCCAUUUACCCAAAAAUUCUGAUGGAACACUUAUGACAUCACGUUUGACAGAAGGUGGAUCUCUUAACCCUGAUUCAGGACAUGGGUGUGACUUUAUCUGUCCUGGAGAUGAAGCUCUUUGCAUACCAGCCCGACUUAUUUGUAAUGGCGUGGUAAAUUGUCCUAAUGUUACUUCUACAGAGAAAAAAUAUUGGACUGCUGAAGAAAAGCGUGCAAGAGAAGCUUAUGCUGAAGAUAGCUUACGGCGUCUAGGUUACUUGGAUGUACUAAAUGGAAUAUCUUUAGGGAAACUCAGUGAUGAGGCACCAGAAUUAUGUGCGGGUGCUAGAAGCGCAGGUGAAAGUGAUUGGUUAGCUCCUGUUUUAGGAGCAGUGCUUGCAUUUGCUAUUGGUGUAUGUGCUCUAGGCGCGGCUUGGCGUUUAUGUUGCCGCAAGCGAUCACCCGAUGAGGAGUCUUUGGAUUACUGACACGCGGCACGCGGCGCACCACAUGCGCCGCCUACCCUUCACUCACGAUCUUCAUCUAGAGAUUUACAUCUAGAUUGGAGUUUGCAUUGACAGACACUUUAUUGAGCGUCCAAAAUUUUUUCUCUUCAUUAAAUGUUUCAAUUCUAAAUUUAAAACUGAAUUUUUUGAUCUUGAUUACUCACAUUAGAAAGUGUAUUUUUUACUAUUGAAUUGUUUAUUUUUUAAUAUACAUAUAACACUACACUUAUUCAUAUCACACUAACUCAGCGUACGAUAAUUAUAUUUUAUUACUAUAUAUCUCCUCCUCUUCUGUGGUCUUGCUCCCCUUUUCUUCAAAAAAUAUUAAAACGGCGCUCAGUAUUGUUUUGUAAUUAGUGUAAAUACCUUGAUAGUUAUCCCUACAGUUAAAGAAUGCUUCAGAGGAAUGAUCAUAGGUUACAACAAGGUGAUAGUAGUCGUAGUAAUUAAGAAUUUGUCAUAAUAAUCAUGGUUAAUGAUAUUUGAGUCAUACCUGUAUAUUUUCAAAUAAAUCGUGUGUCAAGUAUAUCAGCAUUUAAAAAACUGUAUGACGAAUGAUUGCAUUCGAAAAUGAAUUAAACAACAUAGAGUAAUAAUGUUUUCAGAAUAAAAAUCAAUAGUGAAGAAUCGAGUAGAAAUACUAUGAAAUUAUAAUGCAAUAACAGAGAGAGCGGUUGCGUGGUCAAAGUUGGAUAAUAAAAGCCUGCAGGUGAACUAGUUCACUUCAAAGUUACAGAUGGAACCGACUUAAAAUUAUAAAAGUUGGUGCUGAGAAUUUUCCUCUUGAUAUUUCAUUAUUUUAUAGACAAAAUUGUUCUCGUGUUGAUUACCGUAAAAUGAUUACGAUGUAAAUAUGAAUAGGCGUUUAUAAAAAUAGUAAUGUGUUACAAGCAGUUCACUGCCAUCAAAGAUUACUUUCUUUUUCGUAAUAUUCUUAAUUUAAAGCUUAAAUAAAUAGAUUAGUUGUUAUAUUCAAUUUGCAAUAAUUUAAAUUUAAUAUUAUAGUUACGAUUCGUUCAACUAUACUAAUUGUUUCUUAAUACAGCUUGAAGUAAAAUAUGUACCGUGAAAAUGUAUUUAAAAUUUUUAAACACUUAAAAAGUGCUAAAAAUUAUCCCUUCAAAACUACGUUCCUUAAAGAAGAUAAAGAGGUUUUCAGAUAAAUAUCCUCAACUACAAUUUUAAUCAUCGUAAACCUUAAAGUACAAUUUUACUUUAAGCUUGCUAUUAAAUAGAGAGUAGUAAAACGUUUUAAUUCGGAUACGGUAAUUACAUUCGAAAUACAUAUCUGAAUUAAUAAUUUGAAUAAAAUUUUAAACUUUUUCACGUUAAUAUUAUAAUUUGUGGUAUAUAAACUCCCUUUGACUUUAACGAACGAAUAAAUCUUUUAAAUUUAAUGUAAAUAAACAGCGAUUAUAAUAAUUCUGAUCACCUAAUUACCGUAUCUGAUAAAUGAUUAUUACAACGCACAUUAAUUUAGAGGCGAAAUUAAUUUUGUGAAGCAUUUUUUUGUAAAACACAAUUAUGAUAGUUUAUAUGAAUAAAAUGUUA
Molecule: messenger RNA, 4492 nt
Organism: Danaus plexippus (monarch butterfly)
Lineage: Eukaryota; Metazoa; Arthropoda; Insecta; Lepidoptera; Nymphalidae
Exons: 12
Coding region: 86-2923 (945 amino acids)
Cellular component (GO): plasma membrane
Source: RefSeq, a predicted model, not a curated record